Messenger RNA from Schistosoma turkestanicum, 1925 nucleotides. The record is from the annotation of a GenBank genome assembly. Lineage: Eukaryota; Metazoa; Platyhelminthes; Trematoda; Strigeidida; Schistosomatidae.
CGAACAACUGCCGACUGACUAUUGGUUUAUAAUAGCCCAUGAAAAGACAUUGGAUAUUGAGUACUGCAUACGGAUAUUGUGGUGCGCGAAGAGUAGGAGACGCUACUAGGUUUCUCACUUCUCGUGCUCUAAUGGCCUCUGUACGCAUCUUUAAACCCCGUAUGAUUAGUAAUUAUGCGAUGCGCCUUAAACACACACUGCCCCCUUUGCCAUACGAACCUACUGCUUUGGAACCUGUAAUAUCAGGAGAAAUUAUGCAGUUACAUCAUUCGAAGCAUCAUGCUGCAUAUGUUAAUAAUCUCAAUAUUGCUGAGGAACAGCUUGCUGAAGCUAUCUCAAAAAGUGAUCUUACAAGAAUCAUUUCUAUCCAGCCAGCACUCCGUUUCAAUGGUGGAGGACAUAUCAAUCACAGCAUCUUUUGGCAUAAUCUUAGUUCUAAAGGUGGGGGUGUCCCUACUGGAAGUCUGGCUAACGCUAUUAAUGAUGAGUUUGGAUCAUUUGAUAAUUUUAAAUCCAAACUCUCUGCUGCCACAAUUGCUAUACAGGGUUCAGGUUGGGGUUGGCUUGGAUACAAUGCCAACUCAAAGCGUUUGCAAAUCGCCACAUGCUCUAAUCAAGAUCCUCUUGAAGGGACUACAGUAUUGUUAGGGUAACUACCAAGCUGCAGAGUCUAAGAAAUAUGGUUUUCCCGUUAUCUUACUCCUAUAUGUAAAGCUAUGAUUUGAACUUGCGUUGAAACUCCGGUUCACACCGUGGUUUGACCGACGACAAACAAAUAAAGAGGUGUAUUCUCGGUUAAGGCAUCUAGUUUGAAGCCGUUAACCUUCAGUUUUUAACUUUUCUCUACCUACUUCGUAACGAGCAGUUGGGUGGUAUCAAAACGUGUAAUUAAGAGCCAAACAAGAUCGGUAGAUUAGUUUCUAAAACUAAUUUGCUUGGCUAGAAAACAAAAUAUAUCUGCCGAAUUUUACCAACUCAAUCUCAGUUUUUAAAAAGUCGAAUCCAGGUCAGCUAUCAAUCGUAGAUGUAUUUUUUCAGGAAGUGAUAUAAUCUAAUUUCAGUGUCAUAUAAAGCCUGUAUCUAUAUGUUUGUAAUCUUUAUUUGUCGGGGAUAAAAGUAAUCAACCUAGGAUUUCGCAGCAGAUCACAUAUCAACAAUAUAGAAAAGGUCAAUACGAGUGAAAGUAUAAUAAGUUGAUCAAGAAUAAAAACAAUCGUAGAUAGCGAAUGAAUGAUAUUUUGAAACGUCUCUCUAUUAACUUAUUUAAUUACAUUUUGUGACCACGAUUUUUAACACGGCUUCUUAACUUAUAUUCUGUAAGUGGAAUGGCCUCAAACCUGUGUUCGACUGUUAUCAACGUAGAAAUUUCUAAUUGCUGUGUGUAUGAUUUCAAGUAAGAAGAAUGAUCAAAUCAUUUCCAUAAUACUAUAUUAGUUAUUACUAUCACUAUAUAUGACAAGGUAACAAUCUCUCACAACACAGCACUGAUCAGUCCUUCGAAUAAUGACAUACCUUAGUAAACACUGAAAUCUAUCACAGUUUAUAAGAAGGUGAUCUUCAGUCCAGUUGUGUAGAAAUCUUCGACAUGUAUAAAAAAUCUGUACUAACACCUCCAUUUUAAGGUUAUGUAUUUUAUUGACAUUUUAUUGAAAUCUACAGGUUUGAAGCCUUUACUUGGAAUUGACGUUUGGGAGCAUGCAUAUUAUCUUCAGUAUAAAAAUGUACGUCCAGACUACGUAAAGGCGAUCUGGGAUAUUAUAAACUGGGUUGAUGUAGCUAAACGAUUCGAUCUCUGUAGGAACUAGUUUAAUCAUACUAUCUCAUACCAAACUCAAAACUUUUUCAUUCCCUUUUUGUAAAAUUCUCAGUAGUAGUUUCAUCAUAUCUUUUGUCAUUCAUUACUUAUAAAAAAUAAAUGAAUUUAC